Molecule: messenger RNA, 1315 nt
Organism: Spinacia oleracea (spinach)
Lineage: Eukaryota; Viridiplantae; Streptophyta; Magnoliopsida; Caryophyllales; Amaranthaceae
Exons: 2
Coding region: 56-523 (155 amino acids)
Source: RefSeq, a predicted model, not a curated record
UUUUGUCCCCUUUUUGGUCCCUAAUCGUCGCUGAUCUCUGUUUUUCUGGUACUUUAUGGGUUCUUCUUUGUCUAGAACUCGAGGUGAUUCUGGGGUGGGAACUUCUGGUCAAAGAAUCCCCGAUUCCAACUGUGAUUGGGGAUCCAAGUGCAACUGUCCCAAUAACGAGCAUUCCUACUCCGCCGAAUAUAAAAACAAUCUGUAUUUGGCCCAAAAAGAAAAUACGAGUACUCGAAACUAUUUGGAAGAAUGGUUUCGGAAGAGGGAAGUGGAGCCAGGAGAGGAGGUUGAGUCAAAAUAUGACGAUCGGAAACCCACUCCCUCAGAUCUGCGUUUUUUCGGUGAAGGAGAUUCCGAUGAGGAACCAAGUGGGUCUGAUUCAUUUGAUCUGGUGUAUGUUGGAGAGUGUGAAAAUGAGAAUGGUGAUGCUGUUGGGUCUCCAGGACAACUUUCAUCUGGUUAUCCCUCCUCAAAGAAAGGAGAAAAGGGAAAAAAAUCGGCUUCAGCAUCUGAUGAUGCUUAGAUAAGUCUGUCUCCUUUCUCCCUUUUUUCAUUUUAUUGAAUGCUGGCUAGCUGUGGAGUCAUAAGGUGGAUGCCAACAACUGUGAUCUGUUGUUGGCCAGGGGUGUUGUUGUUUGGAUGAUGAUGUUGUGAUUAGUUGUAUGGAUGUUGAUGUUAGAUAAUGAUGUUAUGAUAUUGAUAUUGAUAAUGAUGAUUGGAUGAUGGUGUUUCCAUAUGGUUAUGAAAUUUUGUGGAAUGUUGUCUGUGUGAUGAACAUGAUUUGAUGGCUUAAUGUCCCCUGUUUUAUGGUAUGUUUUGUGUAUGAUAAAUAUGAUGCUUUGGUGAGUUUGAGAUUUGAUCAGUAUAACUAUGUUUUGGAUUAGUAAAGGCAUGAAAUGAAUAUAAUUUGGGGAUAGGGUUUGAGUUAUUUCAGUCCUCUCAGUGUGGCCUGGUGUUGAAUGCUUAAUGUCCAAGCAUGUCCCUUUAGGAUACAAUAAUGUCCCUUCAUUUAUUGUGAUCGAUGAUGAGUCUUUUUUUUGCUGAGGAACAAGUCCAACUAACCACAAAUGCUCGUGCUGCCAUUAGUAUCAGUAAUGAUAUUUCUCGGGCGCUAAGUGUUUGUGGUUUGGAGUUGUUUUAAUGAUGCUUGGGGACAUUCUGAGAUCAAUAUUAGGAGGUUUGUGAUCUUCAAUGAUGUGAUUGUUGAUAUUCUGAGAUCUUUGUUUUGAUAAUUGUCCUUUAACUUCUUUUGUCGAACGGAGUGAAUGUCAUUUCACACAAUGGAAUGUGAAUAUCAAUCAUUCCGUUCGGCAGA